Molecule: messenger RNA, 3333 nt
Organism: Condylostylus longicornis
Lineage: Eukaryota; Metazoa; Arthropoda; Insecta; Diptera; Dolichopodidae
Gene: Ror
Product: tyrosine-protein kinase transmembrane receptor Ror
Exons: 9
Coding region: 287-3133 (948 amino acids)
Biological process (GO): multicellular organism development; positive regulation of kinase activity; cell surface receptor protein tyrosine kinase signaling pathway
Cellular component (GO): signaling receptor complex; membrane
Molecular function (GO): transmembrane receptor protein tyrosine kinase activity; ATP binding; protein binding
Source: RefSeq, a predicted model, not a curated record
UUAAUUAAAAAAAAUCAUUUAAAUAAAUAACAAAAGAAGUAUAAAAAAUAUCAUCAUAGCUACUAUAUAUUUCUUUUUGUAACAUAAACAUCUACAUACUCACUUAUAUAUGUAUACACACACAUUUAUAAAUACGUAACUUUACAUAUACACAUUUAUUUAUAAUAUACCCUCGAAAUACACAAUUUCUACAUAUUUUGUGGAAAAUAUAUAAUAAACAAAUAUUAAAAGAAAAAAAAAAGGAAAAUACCAAGCAACAAAAAGAUUAAUUUUUCAAUAUUUAAAAAUGAGAAAAAAAUUGCGUCAGUAUAAAAUUUUAUGGAUUUUUAUAAUGAUAUAUGGAUGCUAUAGCAGCGCCAGCAGCCAUAUCACCCGUGUUCUAGCCAACCCAUCAUCUUCUUCUUUGAUAUUAUUAAGUCCAAAAUCAUCAUUCUCAACGACUUUGAUAUCUUCAUCGUUAACAUCAUCAUCAUCAUUAUCAUCGGAAACCGAAAAUAAUAAUAAAAAUAAUGAAAAUCAUGGCAACGAUAAAAAAAAUUCUGCUACAGCAGACAUAACAGAACCAGAAAUUUCAAUAGAACCGGUUGCCGAAAUUAUAGAAUUAACAAGAAGUAAUAGCGGUAUAAUUAAUAAUAAGAAUAAUAAUAAUGAUAAUAAAUAUAGUAACAGUUAUAGUAUCGAUAGUAUUAGUAAUAUAAAUAAUAGCAAUAAUAAAAAUAAAAACAAUAAUAAUAAUAAUAAUAAUAGCUAUAAUAAUAAUACUAAUGACGAUAAUAAUUAUAAUAACCACAAUACCACUAACACGAAUAAUAAUAGCAAUAGAAAUAGUAAUAGUAACAAUAAUAGGAAUAAUAAUAACGGGAUUAAUGGGCACGAAAUAGCUGAUCAUGCAAAAUAUACAUCACAAUAUAAUGGAGAGCCAAUUGAAUUAGGGAUUUGUCAAGUGUACAAUGGCACAACAUGCGAAAAAUUUUUAAGUAAUCAUAGUGUUUUUAUUCCACCAAAUUUAACUAUGACUGAAUUGGAAGAGCGCUUAAGGGCUGCAUGGGUGGUCAUAAAAGAAUCAAAAGACAUGAAUCCAAAUUGUCGCAUCUAUGCAUUGCCAAGUCUUUGUUACAGUACACUACCUAUAUGUAGAACACCAGAUCGUACAAAUCAUUUAUAUUUUGCUAAUAGAGCUAAUUAUGAAGACCAAAAGAAACAAUUUACACAAAAACGUCAGAAAAAAAACCGUUUCGAAAAAAACACAUCAAAUAUAAGAAAUGGAGAAAGCAACAAUAAUAACCAGGACAACAACAAUAAAAUACAUGCUAAUCAUUAUAGUACUUCACCAUCAUAUAACAACAAUAACAAUGAUAAUAAUAAUGGUAAUAGUAAUAUAAAAAAAGUUUCUGAAUUUGAACGUAAUAAAAGAUUUUUGGAAAGACUUAAAGAACGCCGUCUAUAUUUAAAAAAGAAACCACCAACUCUUUACGAUGAAAUAUUUUCAAGUGAAAUAUCAAACGAAUAUCCGCCUACACGUAAUUCAGAAAAUUUAAAAAGAAUAUGUCGUGAUGAAUGUGAGCUACUUGAGAACGAAUUAUGUCAAAAAGAGUAUGCGAUUGCUAAACGGCAUCCGACAAUUGGACAAAAGCUACCACUUGAAGAUUGUUAUCGUCUUCCAAAUGAUAUCGAUUGUUCAUCAUUUGGUAUUGCAAUUGACGUUGACCCUGAUGAAAAAUGUUAUUGGGAAAAUGGAAGUGGCUACAGAGGUACUGUAGCUGUAUCGGUAUCAGGAAAACCGUGUCUUAAAUGGUCAUGGUUAAUGAAAGAAAUUGCUGACUAUCCUGAAUUAGCUGGACAAAAUUAUUGCAGAAACCCUGGAAAUCACGAAGAUCGACCUUGGUGCUUUGUUGGUGACAAAUCAUUUGAGAAAUUGAUUGAACAUUGUGAAAUUCCCAAAUGUGCAGAACAAAUGUGGCUUUAUAUUAUAAUAUCACUUGUAGCAUUAAUGGGUUUCAUAUUAACUAUAGUUAUUAUUAUAUGUUAUAAAAAAAGUAAAAAACCUCCAAUGGCAAAUAUACAAAAUAUAAGUCUUCCAAGUGCUGAUAAAAAUAUUUAUGGAAAUUCACAGGUUAAUUCAUCAUUCGAAAUGACGCGAUUAUUUGGUAAUAGCAAUCAUCACCAUAAUAAUCAAAAUAACCCAGUCAACGGGCAGCAAAACACAAAUCGUGGAGCAAAUUCUUUAAGGGUACCACAAUAUACAUUACAGGAUGUUGAAUUCGUUGAAGAAUUAGGUGAAGGUGCUUUUGGAAAGGUUUACAAGGGGCAAUUAACUCAAACGAACAGUGAAAAAAUAUUUGUAGCUGUAAAAGCUUUAAAAGAAAAUGCAUCCUCAAAGACUCAACAAGAUUUUAAAAGAGAAAUUGAAUUAAUAUCAGAUUUGAAGCAUGAUAAUAUUGUUUGUAUAUUGGGUGUUGUAUUGAACAAAGAACCACUUUGUAUGUUAUUUGAGUACAUGUCACACGGCGAUCUACAUGAAUUUUUAAUAGCAAAUUCACCAAAUGAAAAUAAAUCUUUAACACAAUUACAAUUUUUAUAUAUUGCUUUGCAAAUAAGUGAAGGUAUGGAAUAUUUAUCUGGACAUCAUUAUGUUCAUCGUGAUUUAGCAGCUAGAAAUUGUUUAGUAGGCGACAAUUUAACUGUUAAAAUAUCAGAUUUUGGUUUAUCAAGAGAUAUUUAUAGUUCAGAUUAUUAUAGAGUCCAAUCAAAAUCUUUACUUCCUGUAAGAUGGAUGCCAUCUGAAUCAAUUUUAUAUGGAAAAUUUACGACUGAAAGUGAUGUAUGGUCAUUUGGUGUCGUUCUUUGGGAAAUAUACAGUUAUGGAUUACAACCCUAUUAUGGUUAUAGCAAUCAAGAAGUUAUUAAUAUGGUAAGAGCACGUCAACUUUUACCAUGUCCAGAAGCAUGUCCAACAGCUGUUUAUUCAUUAAUGAUAGAAUGUUGGCAUGAGCAAGCUGUACGUCGACCAUCGUUUUCCGAAAUUAGUCAUCGUUUAAAAAUAUGGUAUCAAACACAAAAAAAGCAACAAAGUUCAUCCCAAUUACAUCAAAAUUUUCAUGCGAGCAACUCAACAUUACGAUCAACUAAUUGAAGAUAUUGUAUUUUCUUUUCUCUCCUAUAUUUUUCUUACACAUUUAAACUUUCAAAAUCUGCUUAAACUUAAUUGAAUGAAUUUGAAAAAUAAUUAUUUAAAAAAUCUAUUCAAAUUGAAUUCGAUCUUUUAAAUUUCAGGAGUUGAAUAAAAAAAUUUCAAACAUUUGAUACAACUCACAAAAAUAAAGUUUUAUUAAA